AAUGGCUACCCCCAUGUGAAAGUGUGUUAUGUGUUCUGAUCUUGGCCUUUUUUUUCUACCCAAUUGGUCUGUUUAGUUUUAUUUCACCCAACACAUCAAAUAACGAUGACAGCGGAAGGAGUUUAUAAAUUAUUACAGCGACAGACGUACACCUGUCUUUCGCACCGGUACGGUACGUUUCUUUGUUUUGGAGGCGUGGUGUUAGUUCUAAUAUCGGCGCUCCAGUUCGGGGAGGUUGCUAUGGAGUGGAGCAAAGUACAAUAUGAAGUUAUUUUUAGUAUAUAUUCCGAUAAUCUAGUCUCCAGGUCAUUUCAAGACAGAAUGUGUUUACCAGUUCCAAUAGAUGUAGUGUACACAUGGGUGAAUGGGAGCGACCCAAAACUUUUACUAGAUUUAAAAAGAUUUAAAUCGGAGUAUGAAAAGCAGGGAAACAAAACUAAGGAGCAUUCAGAAGAUGGACUUUAUAUCGACGGAAACCAGACAAAACAAAUCAAAUGCAAAUUUAAAGACUGCGUGCCAUCCAAUUUUCUAGUUCUCAAAACAGUUUUGCCGCAACAUGUUACGUUAAAACAGUUGCAAAAAGAGAAUGCAGAUCUUAGAAUGGCUGUCAGAAUGUUUAAUGUUACCAUGUCAACAGAAGAUAACAACAAUUAUACUGUGAUACAGUUGCCAUGGAAACAAACUGAAAUCGAUGUGUUCAACCAGCCAAUAACGCUUGAAGGGAUGAACCUCACAGUCAGCAAAGGUUUUCUAACGACUGAUUGGACAGCUCAACACAGUGUUUAUCUUGACAACACUAUAAUUAUGACAGGGCUGCCAAAAGACAUGGAGGAUGACGAGAUUUGGAAAGUACUACCAGAAAAUUUUAGACAGAAUGUAGAAUUUGUUGAUUUAUAUGAAAAGCGUGGUUUAGCAGUCAUCAGUUUGACAGACAAACAGGCGGUGCAUUCCUUUCUAAGUCAGUCUGAGCUUUAUUACGGAGAAGACAGUGAAAUUAAAGUGACUACUGGUAACCUAGUCUGGCUCAUGCAUCCGUCUGAUCAUGAUACUCAAGAUAUGUCAGCCAAUAGAUUUGAAGAUAAUGAGGAAUUACGAUACUCUAUUCGGUCGAUAGAGAGGUAUGCUCCGUGGGUCAGGCACGUUUUUAUAGUGACUAACGGCCAGAUACCCUCAUGGUUAAAUUUAGAUAAUCCAAAGUUAACCAUCGUUACACAUGAAGAAAUCUUUUCCAACAAAAGUCAUUUACCAACUUUUGGAUCACCAGCGAUCGAAAGUCAUUUACAUCAAAUUCCCGGUCUCUCUCAGAAGUUCAUUUACCUCAAUGAUGAUGUAAUGUUUGGCAAAGAAGUGUGGCCUGAUGAUUUCUACACGCAUUCUAAUGGACAAAAGGUGUACCUGACGUGGCCAGUACCAAACUGUAAUGACGGCUGUCCAUCGUCUUGGAUUAAAGAUGGCUACUGUGACAAAUCGUGUAAUAUAUCCGAGUGUGAAUGGGAUGGCGGGGAUUGCGACGGUGUGGAGCCUGGUGGUCAGUAUGGAGACCUAGGUUGGGGAUUUGAUACGGGCGGCGGCCCAUCAAAAAUGUACUGUGCUUCCGGUUGUGCUAAUGGUUGGGUCGCUGAUAGAUACUGUGAUCAGUCUUGUAAUGUUGCAGACUGCGGUUUUGACUCUGGUGAUUGCGGUGUUUCGGGCGUGCGUCAGUUAUUCUCAGUGGAUAUUGACAGACACACGUCACAUACAACGUUACCCAAAGGUCUGCAGGUCGUCUAUUUCAACGUUACCCCAGUUUUUGGCGGUGGUUCCAUCACAGAUGCUAAAUAUGACAAUAAUGCUGUUGUCCGUGCUGCGACAGUCACAAAUAAAUUCAAAUUUAUCAGUUUAUUACUUUAUCCUGAUUUUAAUUCAACUGAGCUCACAUUCUAUGUACAUGGCAUAGACUCGAACAAGGAAGACACCAAGAUUACAUUUAAUGUGACUGUAAACACUAAUCCGCCAAGUGGAUCGUUUGUGACAGCAGAGGAGAAAAAGAAGUUUAAACUACAGCUGGCAAAAUCACGAACUAGCUCAAAUGAAGUAGAUAGCACAACACGAAAGACGUCAAGAGAAGAUGAGAAUGUGAUAAUAUUCGAGGAGAUACCUCCAGAGAAGAGGGCGCCUAAAAUUGGAAUGAAAUCUGAAGAGCUGGGUGUAGAAAUUGGGGACUUGGAAGAAACACUGAAGUCACUUCCUGGGGAAGUGUCUCUAGUUUUAGAAGAACUUUAUGAGCAAGUAGAAGAAGGAGACUUGACAGAAAAAGGUUAUCAGAGAAAGCGAAGAAAAAUUGUUGCCAACUAUCUCAAGACGGGAGAGUUGCCAUGGAAACCAGAAGUCAGAGGAGAAGAAGAUGCUAAAAAUGGUGAAGUGGAAAAAGAAGAAGGUUUUGCGGGUAAGGAAAUAAGUCUGGAGGAACAGAAGAUGAAGCUGUUAGAUGGUUUAGGAAAAGGCGAUGAGUUGGAGAAACAAGUCAAAGAUGUUGAUGAAGGUGUCCGGGAUCAGGUGAUAGGGGAGAAAAUACCUGAAGCAAAUGAGGAUCACCAGAAACUUCAGGGUUUGUCACAUGAACAACAAGAGGAAAAUAUUGAAGAUCACCAUGAUAAUGACGAUGAUAACCAAAAUGCUCAAAAUGUUGGUCCCAAUUUGAGACGAUUGGAUAUGAAUGUUGAUUAUGAUGACGAAAAUGCAUUCAAGGGAAACGCAAGGCAUCUGAACGGUUUUAAUGACGCUGUAGAAAUGAGAAGGGGUGUGGAAGAUGAAAAUAAAGAAGCGUUGCAAGUAAAUUCCUGGAAGAGUAGAACGCUUGCAAAUGUUGAUGCAGAAGAAAUGGAGAAAAUUAUGAAUUCUAACGAUAAUUUUUUCAAAAUGACGAGUUUCUUACCAUGGGAGAAGAAAGAUGUGUUUAAAGAUGUUGUGAAGAUUAAAAAGAAACAACAAGUUGAUGCCUCGUCAUAUGAUGUGGAACCAAGACAAAGCCGUCGUUUGCUAGACACGUUUGGUGAUUCACUGAGGCAUGUGAAUAAACUUUAUAACAAGAAAUUUGGGUUUGAUGCGCGUAAAGUGCCAGCUCAUAUGCCUCAUAUGAUUGAUAAAUAUAUUAUGAAGGAAUGUGAACUGAGCUUCCCAGAAGAGUUUGAUGCAACCUCCUCGCACAAAAUCCGACAUUCGAAUGACAUGCAGUUCGCUUUCUCCUACAUGUAUUUCAUGAUGGGACAAACAAUCGAGAUGAGCCCUUCUGAAAUAUUUGAUGUAUAUGAUACCGAUAGGUCAGGGUAA
Molecule: messenger RNA, 3309 nt
Organism: Saccoglossus kowalevskii
Lineage: Eukaryota; Metazoa; Hemichordata; Enteropneusta; Harrimaniidae
Product: N-acetylglucosamine-1-phosphotransferase subunits alpha/beta-like
Biological process (GO): carbohydrate phosphorylation; N-glycan processing to lysosome
Cellular component (GO): Golgi apparatus
Molecular function (GO): calcium ion binding; UDP-N-acetylglucosamine-lysosomal-enzyme N-acetylglucosaminephosphotransferase activity
Source: RefSeq, a predicted model, not a curated record